This is a messenger RNA of Molossus molossus (Pallas's mastiff bat), 1555 nucleotides long. RefSeq names its product synaptotagmin 13 (gene SYT13). NCBI's taxonomy places the organism in Eukaryota, Metazoa, Chordata, Mammalia, Chiroptera, Molossidae. Gene Ontology annotation, molecular function: syntaxin binding; phosphatidylserine binding; clathrin binding. The record is from RefSeq and is a predicted model, not a curated record. Bases 43 to 1323 code for a protein of 426 amino acids. The transcript is spliced from 6 exons. Gene Ontology annotation, biological process: regulation of calcium ion-dependent exocytosis; calcium-ion regulated exocytosis; regulation of dopamine secretion.
UGCGCGGCGGCGGGACCGAGCCCGGCUCGGGGAGCGGGCACCAUGGUGCUGUCGGUGCCCGUGAUCGCGCUGGGCGCCACGCUGGGCACGGCCACCAGCAUCCUCGCGCUGUGCGGGGUCACCUGCUUGUGUCGGCACAUGCACCCCAAGAAGGGGCUGCUGCAGCGGGACCGGGACCCCGACCCGGAGAAGGCAAGACCCGGCGUACUCCGGCCCGCCCAACAGUUCAACAUUAAAAAAUCCACGGAGCCCGUCCAGCCCCGAGCGCUCCUCAAGUUCCCAGACAUUUAUGGCCCCAGGCCGGCAGUGACGGCCCCGGAGGUCAUCAACUAUGCAGACUACACGCUGAGGACCACAGAGGAGCCUGCUGCGCCUGCCAGCCCCCAGGCCCCGAACGACAGUCGCCUCAAGAGACAGGUCACAGAGGAGCUGUUCAUCCUUCCUCAGAAUGGUGUGGUGGAGGAUGUCUGUGUCAUGGAGACCUGGAACCCAGAGAAGGCUGCCUCCUGGAACCAAGCCCCCAAACUUCACUACUGCCUGCAGUAUGACCAGCAGAAAGCGGAACUGUUUGUGACUCGCCUGGAAGCUGUGACCAGUGACCACGACGGAGGCUGUGACUGCUAUGUCCAAGGCAGCGUGGCCAACAGGACAGGCUCGGUGGAGGCCCAGACGAUCCUGAAGAAGCGGGAGCUGCACACCACCUGGGAGGAAGGCCUGGUGCUCCCCCUGGCGGCGGAGGAGCUCCCCACAGCGACUCUGACGCUGACCCUGAGGACCUGCGACCGCUUCUCCCGCCACAGUGUGGCUGGGGAGCUCCGCCUAGGCCUGGAUGGGGUAUCCGUACCUCUUGGGGCCGCCCAGUGGGGGGAGCUGAAGACUUCCAUUAAGGAACCUUCUGCCGGAACGGGAGAGGUCCUGCUCUCCAUCAGCUACCUCCCAGCUGCUAGCCGCCUCCUGGUGGUGCUGAUUAAGGCCAAGAACCUCCACUCGAACCCGUCCAAGGAGCUCCUGGGGAAGGAUGUCUCUGUCAAGGUGACCUUAAAGCACCAGGCUCGCAAGCUGAAGAAGAAGCAGACGAAACGAGCCAAGCACAAGAUCAACCCCGUGUGGAAUGAGAUGAUCAUGUUCGAGCUGCCCGAUGACCUGCUGCAGGCCUCCAGCGUGGAGCUGGAGGUGCUGGGCCAGGAGGAGGAGGGGCAGAGCUGCACGCUGGGCCACUGCAGCCUGGGCUUGCACGCCGCGGGCUCGGAGCGCAGCCACUGGGAGGAGAUGCUCAAAAACCCACGCCGGCAGAUCGCCAUGUGGCACCAGCUGCACCUGUAGCCAGCGUCCCGGGCCACCGCCCUUCUGGGGCACAGCCCCGCCCCUUCCAUCCCAGCUGUCCUCUGCGACCUCUUUGUGCCACAUCCUCAUUCUGACACCCAGAGGACAGACGUGUUUGCAGAGACCAGGACUGGACCCUGUCCUUUCUCAUCACACUCCCGUUUCUAAACAACGAGCAGGGCAGGACUGGGCCGUGUGUGGACAUCUGGGUCACACUGAGGAAUGCAUUUUG